GCUCCUCCCCCUCCUGCCGUCCGUCGCUCUCCAUGCCCGGCCAUCUACUGCUCCAUACCCGGCCCAUCUUGCUCUCCAUACCCGGCGCAUCUGACACUACAUGCCCGCGCUUCUUGUCCACAUCAAACCUGGAUUAAACGGACCCGUUUUCUUUAUACUUGGUUGGAAAGAAAGCCGGACUCGAGUGGUUAUGACGACAUGGAUGCCAGCUAGUGAACUCAGCUAAGCUAACUGGAUCAGAGCUGUUAGCAGGAAGCUAACGCUAUCUGCAGGAUUAACCACCGGCUGGAAACUUUGGCUUUUUGUUCCUGUUUCGCACAUCAGAAUACUUUUUUUUUGAGCCGCCACCCCAGAAGAAACGAGGCCGGUGGUUCGUGAUGUCCGGGGCUGUAUGGGUCGAGGCAGGGAGAGAGUUGCAGAGAUAUAGGUCACGAUAGACGGCCGGCGGCGGCUUUAUGGGUCACAGCUACAGCUUAGCUCCAUGCUAACAGCUGGUUAGCAUCAUAGCUGGUAAGGACCCCGACCACAACACAGCAGCAAAACAGAAGGCAUUUUGGAUCUAAGUCAAUCAAAGUUGUUUUAAGUCCCUAACGGUGGUUCAGCGGGACCCAGCCGAGCAGCGGCCGGUAAUCCAGGCUCCUCAUCUGUUUUUAACCUGAGCCAGCAUCGACCCACUGGUCCCCAGAGUCCGACCGCCUCCACUUUCUUUAUCCCGUUCAUUAUUUGACGAUAAACGAUGCUGGACAUAACGUCUGACCUUUGCAUAAGCAAACAAAACUGAUCAUCCUCGUCAUGCAUGUGGAAGCAAUCGGUUGCAUUAGUCGCCAGUAGCCGGGAAUAGGUCGGGGUGGUCUGCGAAGAAGCUGAGUUCGGGGGUCCAGAGGUGAGCAUGGCCUUCCACGGGGCAGGUCGACAGGCGGUCUGUGGAAACCUGUUCCCUGGCUCUGAACUGGGCCACAAGUACUUCUGCGUUAACACUUCUACUGGAACCCCGUCUACCGGCCUCAGCGCCACGCCGUGCCUGACGGGACCCACGGCCCCUGCGGGGACGCCUCGUCACCCGACGUCUCUUGGUGGAAGCACGGGUGGUGGGGCGGCGGUACCGCAGCCCUACAGCAACCCGGCCAGCGAGGUGCCAAGCCCGGCGGAAAUGGAGCCGGAUCGGCCCAUCGGCUAUGGGGCCUUCGGUGUUGUCUGGUCGGUCACGGACCCGCGCGACGGCCGCAAGGUGGCGCUGAAGAAGAUGCCGAACGUAUUCCAGAACCUGGUGUCAUGCAAGAGGGUCUUCAGAGAGCUGCGCAUGCUCUGCUUCUUCAAACACGACAAUGUUCUGUCUGCGCUGGACAUCCUGCAGCCGCCACAGAUCGACUGCUUCGAGGAGAUAUACGUCAUCACAGAGCUGAUGCAGAGCGACCUCCACAAGGUCAUCGUGUCUCCUCAGCCGCUCACCACCGACCACAUCAAGGUCUUCCUCUACCAGAUCCUCAGAGGGCUGAAGUACCUCCACUCUGCUGGGAUCCUCCACAGAGACAUCAAACCUGGCAACCUGCUGGUCAACUCCAACUGUCUGCUCAAGAUCUGUGACUUUGGCCUGGCCCGCGUGGAGGAGCCCGACCCCUCGCGUCACAUGACCCAGGAGGUGGUGACCCAGUACUACCGCGCCCCCGAGGUGCUGAUGGGUAGCCGCCACUACGGCUCGGCCAUCGACGUCUGGUCCGUGGGCUGCAUCUUCGCCGAGCUGCUGGGCCGACGCAUCCUAUUCCAGGCCCAGAGCCCCAUCCAGCAGCUGGACCUGAUCACAGACCUGCUGGGGACCCCGCCCCUCUCCGCCAUGGCCUCGGCCUGCGAGGGCGCCCGCGCCCACAUCCUGAGAGGCCCCCACAAACCGCCCUCCCUGUCGGUGCUCUACAUGCUGUCGGACGCGGCCACGCACGAGGCCGUGCACCUGCUCUGCCGCAUGCUGGUGUUCGACCCGGCCAAGCGUAUCUCCGGCAGCGACGCGCUGUCCCACCCCUACCUGGACGAGGGCCGGCUGCGCUACCACACCUGCAUGUGCCAGUGCUGCUACUCGGUGCCCAGCGGCCGCGUCUACACCCGCGACUUCGAGCCGCCCGCCGAGCGACCCUUCAGCCACAGCUACGAGAACAGCCUGCUGUCCGUCUGGCAGGGCAAAGAGCUGAUCCACCGCUUCAUCACGGAGCACCAGCAGGGGAAGAGAGUCCCGCUCUGCAUCAACCCCCAGAGCGCGGCCUUCAAGACCUUCAUCAGGUCGACGGCGUGGCACUCCUCCAAGGUGUCAAGGAAGGAGGAGAGAUGAGGAGGGGCCGAUACCGCCGGGGCUUCUGGGAAACCUCCAUCAAACCGACACUGGAAAGAAGAUGCAGACACACACACACACACAGACACACACACACACACACACACACACACACACACACACACACACACACACACACACACAGACAGUCCCCCCCACACACACACACCUGUAAGAAGGAGGUGCCCUGCUCCUCCUCCUCCUCCUCAUGUUUAAACUGUAGUGUUUGUGGUGUUGAAGUCAUUCCAGGGAGGAGCACUAGGACCCAGGAGGCGCUGCUCCUCCUCCUGCUCCCCCAGGAGGCGCACGAGGCAUGCCCCGCCCCCACGCAGCACUGUGUUAGCCGCCCCAUGUAGCAGAACGCCGCGCUCCUCCUCCACGCUCCUCCUCAACUCCCAUCAGGGACCUCCCCCCCCCCCGCCCGCUGACGGAUGCUACAGAGAGACCUGCUGGUGCAUUGUGGGUAACGGUCUGUGGUCUGAACAUUGUCUUUGAGACGUUGGCGCUAAUGCCAGUGCUAAGCUAGGCUAGGCUAACAGAGGUCCUCCAGGUGUCCCUGCUGAACAGAGACCACCCCCUCGACUUCAGCCAUGCCAAACGGGCUUUGUGAUUGGCUGGAAGCGGCCAGGCAGGGCGUGGCUUAAGGUGUAGAGGGAAGGGUCUCAAUAGACCAUGCUUUUAUUUAAUUUAUUGAGUGUGUGUGUGUGUGUGUGUGUGUGUGUGUCUGAAGAAGCAGGUAGAAGAGUGUAAACUAUAGCCCACCCACCCCGGUCCACCACAGACCCACUAGACCCCCCCCCGGACCAGGACCCAGUGGACCAGUCCGUCUAAGGGAGGUUCUUGGCCCCGCUGUGUAUUUCUAGCCUUUUGUAUUUUCCCCGAGGCCCACCUCAUCGUCCUCUGAGCCCUGACCUCCCUGGCUCAUGAAGCCGAGCGUGACCGGGGCUACGGUUCGCCUUCCCACCACUAGGAGUGCUGUAGGGCUUGAGCUCUGUAUAGCUGCAUGUGUACCCCCCCCCCCCCCACCCCCGGAGCAGCGCUGUCCACAUGGACGAUACCAUUCAUGUUGUGGUCCUUUUUUAUUUAAUUAUUCAUCUUUUAGGAAAUGAUAUUACUCUGGACCCGUUUUGUAAGUUUGAUGUUUGAUCCGUUUUGAUUUUGAAUUGGUAGUUGUGUUUUCAGAGGGUAAGCCCCGCCCCCCCUCACCUCUGCAUUAGCUGUAUUAGGAUUAAGACAUGACAUCCCCGUGUGACAUGAUGCAUCACUCCUGCUUGCUAGCUUCACCCCACAGCUCACAGCCAACAGCUCAACGUCACCGCAGCCAUCACACUGCGAUCAUCACGCCUCAACACCUCUUCUAAACUACCAAUACUUAGACGUCCACAUCUAACAUCUAACCUACUGGUGAUCUGGAAGUUACGUCUUCUAAACUAUUGGUUAUCUGGAAGUUGCAUCAUAUCCUACAAACUAAACUAUUGCUUAUUUCAGCCUCAAAUUUCUUUCCUCUUCUCGGGUAUAAAAAGAAUCCUCUUGAUAUUUUGUUUUAUGAUAUGAAACCGAUGUUGUUUUAACGUUUUAGCAGCAGGAUGUUUGACUUGUUCCCAACAAAUACUUGAAUUUCUUAAAAAACGAUGUUUAGAAUUUAAAGUAGUGGACCAUGAAUAAAACUAGACACUGGAAUCUUUAAUACCCACUUGUAUGUCUUGAUUUUCAAGUUUUCAGAUUGUGUAAAAUGCUAUCGGUCGUCAGCUAAUUUGUGAAGCUAACUACACGUAGUCCAAUAGUUAAACAAACCUGGCUAAUGCUAGUUGUCUAGGUAAUGAAGCUAGUUAACAAUAGAUGGCUAGUUAAAUAAGCAAGCUUAUGGUAGUUAAUGUUGGUCGCGUGACUGACGCAUACACACAUACAACCCCCUCUAAAUCCUAAUCGCUCUUUAAGUUCUCAGCAGGGGUGUCUGCUCCACCUGUCUGUCUCCUGUAUUUUCUUGUCUCUCUCUCUGCCUGUCUUUCUGUAGAUAAAUCUGACAGGUAGACCAGCUGGCAGGUAUUUACAUGAAAGCCCAGCCAGCCCGC
Molecule: messenger RNA, 4389 nt
Organism: Gadus chalcogrammus (walleye pollock)
Lineage: Eukaryota; Metazoa; Chordata; Actinopteri; Gadiformes; Gadidae
Gene: nlk1
Product: nemo-like kinase, type 1
Exons: 11
Coding region: 890-2317 (475 amino acids)
Biological process (GO): protein phosphorylation; intracellular signal transduction
Cellular component (GO): nucleus; cytoplasm
Molecular function (GO): ATP binding; MAP kinase activity
Source: RefSeq, a predicted model, not a curated record